AUGGGCGGCGGCUGCGGAGGCACGAGCUGCAGCGCCAGCACCGCCGCCGUCCCCACCACAACAGUGAUGGUGGUACCCGUCAUGGCAGCCGCGCCGGCGCCGGCGCCGGCGCCGGUUUAUAUAAUGCCAGCUCCCGCACCCGCACCCGCCCCAGUCAUAAUGUCCGUGGCUGCGCCCGCGCCUCAGCCAGUUAUAAUGCCCGUGGCGGCGCCCACAUACGUGCCAGCGCCUCAGCCAGUUAUAAUGCCCGUGGCGGCGCCCACAUACGUGCCAGCGCCUCAGCCCGUUGUGAUGCCCGUCGCUGCGCCCGCGCCUAUGGUCGCGCCCGUACAUACCGUCGUAAUGCCUGUGGCAGCGCCCGCAUACGUGCCCGCGUCAGCUUCCGCGUCAGCGUCAGCAUCCGCCGUCGCCGUCGCCGGUGGCGGAGGCUUCUCUAAGGGUUAUAAGCACGGGUGUAUGACGGGCUGUGCGGUCAUGGGUUAG
This is a messenger RNA of Volvox carteri f. nagariensis, 483 nucleotides long. RefSeq lists its product as uncharacterized. Bases 1 to 483 code for a protein of 160 amino acids. NCBI's taxonomy places the organism in Eukaryota, Viridiplantae, Chlorophyta, Chlorophyceae, Chlamydomonadales, Volvocaceae. The transcript has 2 exons. The record is from RefSeq and is a predicted model, not a curated record.